AUGACGAUCGAGAAGGUGGUGGUUCAUCCACUUGUCUUGCGUAAUAUCUUCCACAAGCACCAUUGCGUCGUUAAAAACACGGGAAGGCGUGGUGUCGGUGUUCUUCUCGGCUGGAGGCACCGUGGUAUCGUUAGUGUCACCAACAGCUGCGCAGUGCUUUUCAAGGAGGAUUCCAUAUGGUCUUUUGAUCAGACCCACCACAAGUCAAUGCUUCGUAUGUUCGAGAGCUUCAGUGAGCGUGACGUUGUGGUUGGUUGGUACAGCACCUCCCCUGAACCUCAUGUGAACAAUUUGGAUAUUCACGCUGUGUUCAGAAAAUGUACUACAGUGACUCUCCGUGGAGAAUUUGCAGAAGAGAAGGCACUCGCACUCAACGGGACUGACGUGGAAGGAUGGACAGUAACCGUGAAGGUUUUACCGCCAGCGAUGACCGAGCUGAUGUCAGGGAAGAGUCCGCGCGAAUUGGCCCUUGAAUACCUCGCCCACAACUGCUAA
Brassica oleracea var. oleracea is the source of this 495-nucleotide messenger RNA. Its product is annotated as 26S proteasome non-ATPase regulatory subunit 7 homolog A-like. Gene Ontology annotation, molecular function: metallopeptidase activity; protein binding. Gene Ontology annotation, cellular component: proteasome complex. Bases 1 to 495 code for a protein of 164 amino acids. Gene Ontology annotation, biological process: proteasome-mediated ubiquitin-dependent protein catabolic process. The transcript has 2 exons. The record is from RefSeq and is a predicted model, not a curated record. Lineage: Eukaryota; Viridiplantae; Streptophyta; Magnoliopsida; Brassicales; Brassicaceae.